Molecule: messenger RNA, 2171 nt
Organism: Hippocampus zosterae (dwarf seahorse)
Lineage: Eukaryota; Metazoa; Chordata; Actinopteri; Syngnathiformes; Syngnathidae
Product: twinfilin-1-like
Exons: 9
Coding region: 3-1172 (389 amino acids)
Biological process (GO): positive regulation of neuron projection development; actin filament depolymerization; barbed-end actin filament capping
Cellular component (GO): actin filament; cytoplasm; myofibril
Molecular function (GO): actin filament binding; actin monomer binding
Source: RefSeq, a predicted model, not a curated record
AUAUGGUGACGUCGCUACCGGGGCGGUUCGGGCGGUUGCCAUUCGCUUCCUGCUUCUUGGCUUCCCUGGUUUCGCCUGAUCAGCUGCUCGAGCUUUUCCGCAGACGAGACACGGACACAAUGUCACAUCAGACGGGCAUUCAAGCUGGCAAUGACGUGAAGGAGAUUUUUGCCAGUGCCAAGAGUGGAGACGAGUACCGAGUCUUGAAGAUCAUCAUCGUGGAUGAGCAGCUGACAGUUGCAGACACCAAGAAGGCGUCAAAGAAGUGGGACCAGGAGUACGAUGCCUUAGUGCUACCGCUGCUGGAGGACUCCCUUCCCUGCUACAUCCUCUACCGGCUGGACUCCAACAACAACCAGGGUUACGAAUGGAUCUUCCUCGCAUGGAGUCCCGACCACUCUGCCGUGAGAAACAAAAUGCUCUUUGCCGCUACCAGAGCCACACUGAAGAAAGAGUUUGGUGGCGGCCACAUCAAGGAUGAGCUUUUUGCCACGACAAAGGAUGAGAUCAACCUCAGUGGAUACAGGAAAUAUCUGCUGUCGGAGUCGGCUCCGCUGCCCCUCACCGCUGCCGAGGAGGAACUGAGACAGAUUAAACUACACGAGGUUCAGACGGACAUCAGUGUGGACAGUAAGCACCAGACCCUCCAAGGUGUGGCUUUCCCCAUCCACCAUGCUGCCGUCGCGGCACUUGAGCGCUUCAGGGACAAGGAAAUCAACUAUGUGCAACUGCAAGUAGACGCCGAAAAGGAGCUGAUUUGCUUGUGCAGCACCGAGCCGACGGACCUGAGGACCCUGCCCUCGAGGAUCCCCAAAGACGCCGCUCGCUACCACUUCUUCCUCUACAAGCAUUCCCACGAGGGUGACCGCUUGGAGUCCACGGUUUUUAUUUAUUCCAUGCCAGGGUACAAGUGUAGCAUCAGGGAGAGGAUGCUCUAUUCCAGCUGCAAAAACCCUCUGGUCGACAUGGUGGAAAACCAACUGAAGAUAGAGAUCGAGAAAAAGUUGGAAAUCGACAGCGGCGAUGAGCUGACCAAUGAAUUCAUGUAUGACGAGGUGCAUCCCAAGCAGCACGCGCACAAGCAGGCCUUCGCCAAGCCCAGAGGUCCUCAAGGGAAGCGGGGCGGCCGUCGCAUCACCCGACCCCCCGCCGACGGCCAGGAGGACGAUUAAAACAAGACUUUGGCACCGACAACCUGUGCACGUUCCAUACUGGAGCAUUCCUGAGAUUGAGGUGAUCACAUUUGCUUGUUUUUAUCACGGAACGUAGAAAAAAAAAAAGGAAAUAAAAAAAGGAUGACAACCUCACAUUCCCCCCUCCCCAGCUAUGCACGCAGAGGACAACUAAGCAAUGGCGUAUUUCAGCAGUUUCCCAUUUGUAGCUUGCCAAGUGGAAGCCGAUUGAUCUCUGAUUACAUUCCCGAUGAUUUGAGCCCCUUUUUUGCCAGACUGUAGUGUGACUAAUGUGAACUCGCACCAACAUGACAACAUUCUCCCCUCAAUUUUUUUUUUCAUUUUGGGGGGGGAUCAGACCCCCAAAUUCCUCGCAACUUUCGUUCCUUAAAGUCCACUCCUUAGUGUGUUAACUGUGCAUAACCUCGAGGUGCUUCGAAAGCAGAGAUGAUGUAAUGAUCCAGAUCGUGUCUCCUGAUUAAUUUUAAUAGUGCAUUUUAUAUUGUAAUUUUUUUUUUGGUUCGAUAUAACUGGUUUACACGGAGAAAGGAAAAAAAAAUAAUCUGCUGAGAAACGUAUUUUUCUAUGCAAGUGCUGUAAUUGUACAUAUUGUAGCCACGUAUCUGUGUGUGAGUGUGUGGGUAUGUGUGUGUUGUCUGGUGAUGAUGUCGCUGAGGGGCUUCCACUAAAAUGUCAUCCAUCGAAAGUCAUGUUCGACGCGAUCAGAAUCCCAGAGAGUGAGAAUGGGGUUGGGGGUGCUUGCUAUGGAAUAGGAAAGGGAAUAUUUGUGUCGAUUAAAAUGUUGUCACGGCCACUCGUUUUACUGAUGACUUAACAUUAGGCCAACUACCAAGCUCGCCUCGUGUUCAAAACCGGGCAUGGAAUUCCCGUUCGUAUUCAUCGUGUCGUUAGAAUUGGAGAAGGAAAAUGAUGUUUGGUCUUUCUUGUUUUCCUACAGAUCUUUUUUCUUUGAAAGAGGAAAUAAAAAUAUUGAAAUUG